Messenger RNA from Rotaria socialis, 3993 nucleotides. The record is from the annotation of a GenBank genome assembly. Lineage: Eukaryota; Metazoa; Rotifera; Eurotatoria; Philodinida; Philodinidae.
AUGCAUCGUCGUAUUUAUUGCGUUUCGAUAUGUGUUUUUUUAUUCAUUGCACAUCUCGGAUUAUGUUCCGAUGAUACAACUGCUAUUAUUUCAAUAUCUGAGGAGUAUAAUAAUGAUCUCAAUUCAGAAGAACAUGCACAUCCAAUGCCCCCAAUACCAGCACCAAUUGAAGCGACAACAAUAAUAGAUUCAGUUGCUGAGAACGUACCUGAAAAUAUUAUUGUAAAUGUCACAGACUCGACAACUACACUUACAACAGUGAUGAUAAUUAAUGAAAAACGGGAGAAACAAUUUCGUACCGAUUACUCGUUAAAUGGCAAUCUAUCGUCAUCAUCCUUAUCUGAUAUGAUCCUAAAUAGUUAUAUAAAUGAUUUAAUUACACUUGUUUUUAAAGAACAUGAAAUUCUAUUAGUUAAUAAAACUGAUGGAACAAUUAAACAUGUUUUUCAAUAUGCGCACAUUGUUCCAACCAAUCAAGAAAUACAUCCAUCAAAUUUUCUUGUUAUUUUCGAUGAAAAUACUCAAACACUUUGGACUUUCAAUUCUACUCAUCAACAAAAUACAAUCAUAUCAUUUAAACCGAAACAAAUCCAUAUAUUUCCAGAAGGAAAUAAUUCGUGGAUUGCUGAAACAUCGGAUGAAGUUGAUUUAUACAUUAGCCAAGAUUUCGGUAUUGCAUGGAAAGCAAUCAAUUCUAGUAGUAGUUCUGCAGUACUUGGCUGGGCAAACAAAGCAAAUGCCGUUGUUAUUGUUCAACAUUCACGUUACAUAAAAUUACUUGAUGUAACAACACAUCAAAUAACACCGAUUUUGAAUGAUGUAUCAUCGGCGAAACUUUUCUCGCGUUAUCUACUUGCAAAAACAACAGACGGUUCAAGUGUAAUUAGCCAUGUGAACAAUUUAGCUGAGGAAGGUUUUCGAUCGUUACCCAAACGAUUACAAUCUCAAGGCAAUUUUUAUUGUGCUAUUGAAGAUGUCAAUACUCAAGAUUUAUUACUUUUAUUUAUUACUGAUAACAAGUUACAAGAAAAUAAUGAAACAAGAGUACCAACAACAUGUAAGCUUAUGGGCUAUUCAAAACAAAAUCUAUUCAACUUGCCAAAUAUUAAUUGUGAAUCAAUAAACAUUGACAAUUCAUAUAAUACGAUCGAAUGCUCAACAAAACAAAUACCAUUUUAUCAGGUGCGUGGGUUACUGAAAACUGUUUUCUUAGCAAAUGUUGGACCCGAAGCAACUACAAUGGUUUCAUUUGAUGAUGGAGUUACGUGGAAUAAAACGCAUUAUGAAUGUGAUAAGAUGAUGAGUUGUCCGGAAAAUGCAUCAAUUCUAAUAAGCUCAUUAAUAUCUUCAAAUGAUGCACCAGGAAUUCUUGUCGGAAAAGCUUUCGAUGGUAUCAGUGAAUAUGUAGCAAUCUCAUCCAAUGGCGGGCGAUUAUGGCACUUAAGUUUCAAAGGUCAUGACUAUUUAACUGCUAUAUCAAAUCCAAAUGCUCUUAUUGUCACUAUACCAAAAACAAACCAUUCAUCGUUGGAUCAUUCUUUUCGAUAUUCAACUGAUUAUGGUCGUAAUUGGCAUCAUGGAAAAAUCUCAAAUGAUACCUCUUCUCAAAUAUUAUCUCUUAUUGCUGAUAAAAAUAAUAUGUUUUAUAUUUUAUCAUUAAAUACCAAAAAGAAAUUGAAUUUAAUUCAACUCGAUUUUAAUCUUCUUAUUGCUGAAAAAUGUGCUCAUCAUCAAUUAAAACAAUGGUCUCUACAUGGUAUUUGUAUAAAUGGUUCGAAAUUCUAUUAUAGACGGCGUACAUCUGGUUCACAUUGUCUUGAUGAUGCAUCACAAGUUCAAACUGAAUCAUGUUCAUGUUUAUUAACUGAUUUUGAAUGUUCACCUGGUUAUCGACGUUCAAAAGAUGGAAUAUGUUUACCAAAAUCUCAUUAUAUCUUAACGCAAGAUUGUUCUUGUCAUGACAAUAAUACUCUUGUAACAAAACGUCGUGGUUAUGUUAAACCAGAAAAUAAUCAUUGUAAUAAUGGUAUUGAAGAUUAUCUAUCCGAUGCUUUUAUAACACGUCGCGAUCCAAAUCAACCGAAUUUUUUUGUUUAUGGUACAAACUCACGUACAAACCGUACAAUCGCUGAAAUACAUUCAAAUGAUUUUGACCAAGAACAAGAUGAUGAUGAAGACGACGAAGACGAUGAAGUUUUAACAAAAAAUGCUAAUUGGUCUGUCGAGGAAGCAUAUGAAAUAACAGCACUUGUUUUUGAUGAAAAUAGUAAACAAGUCUAUAUGGCUGUUGAACAUGAUCAAUCAUCAAUUAUAUAUCGCAUAGGAAAAAAUCUUCGUCAAAAAACUCGUACUAAUAAAAAAUUAACAUUUGAUUCAAAUAAUGAAUUGUAUAAAGGUGUCGAUGAACGUAUUGAAUAUUUAACUAUUGACGGUUUAACACAGAAUCUAUAUAUUCUUAUUCGUAAUAAAAAGACGCUUCAACAAAAAAUUAGUAUUCUGAAUAUUCGAACACAUAAAAAACGCACAAUUGUUAAAAAUCAACAUAUUCAACCGUCGAUACUUAUUGUUGAUCCAAUAAAAACAAAUCUUUAUUGGAUUUCGCAUGACUCACCAUCGAAAUUGAAUAUAGGAAAUCUUCAAGGACAAAUUAAAAAACAAAUUCAAUUAUUAUCAACAGAUUCAAAUAUAAGUUAUAUGUCAUAUGAUCCAAUAACACAUGCAAUCGUAUUUGUUAGUCAGUCAACUAUCUAUGGAUUAAAUACACUUGACUAUCAUAAUAAAAAUCAUUUAUCAUCAAGAAUCAUCUAUGAACAUUCGUCAAUCAUUCAAAAUGCUUUAUUUAUUCAUCCAAUUCUUUAUUUUACACAGGAAAAUAAUGAUUCUGAAGCAUCACCGGUUCGUUUACAUUCUAUUGAUAUAUUAGCAAAAAGUUAUGCGAAAAAUAUGGCGAAGUUUAAAAAUGUCAAUUCAUUAAAAUUAUUCGUUGAUAUGGCUCCCAUUUUACCAUUAGGUUCAACAUCAAUAACGAAUCCAUGUAUAAAUAGUCCUUGUUCUGAUUUAUGUAUUCCACUCGAACAUGGACGAUUUCGUUGUCUAUGUAACGAUGAUGCACGUUAUCAAUCAUGCUCGUGUCCAAGUGAUGAAAAAUUCAUUGCAGGUGCUUGUCAAGCUAAAAAUGAGCAAUGCGCACCUGGUCGAGUUCUCUGUCAAAACCGUAUACAUUGUGCUGAAUCAGCUCGAAUCUGUGAACAAGAUCAUACACAAUAUACAGAAGCAUUCAAAGCUACAGCACGUUGUACAAUUGAUAAACCAAAUGAUGGUUUUGAUUGCCAUUAUACAGGUAUUGAGAUAAAUAAUUCGAAUCGUACAUGUAUACCAAUUGAAUGGCUUUGCGAUGGUGCUUAUGAUUGUCCGUAUGGUAACGAUGAAGAUCAUUGUCAUAAAAUGACAACAACAAUGAAACCAGCGAUGAGAAUACCAAGUCGAUGUUUAACUGACAAGAAAUUUACUCAUGUAAUGUGUGAUCAUAAAUGUAUAAAAAUUAAUGAUCUUUGUCAAAAUGUAUCCAAUGGAUUAUUAUGUUCGGAUCAAUUUCAUCUCAAUUGUAAACAAACACAAGAGAAAAACGAAUAUGUUUGUAAAUGUUCUGAUGAUCGAAAUCAUUGUAUCGGAAUGAUUGAACAUUGUGAUGAAUACGAACAUUGUGAACGAAUAUGUAAAGAUUCAAUUCAUUAUGCUACUUCAAAAUUAAAUAAAUUUGAUGAACCAUCGUCAAUAGUAUGGAUGAUACUUAUUAUUAUCAUUCUUAUGGUUCUUGUCAUCGCCAUUGUUCUCAUUACUCUUCGCUAUUUGAGUCGACGAAAAAAUUCAAAAAAGAAUCCAACACAAACACGUACUCGAACAGAACCAGCAACAACAACAAAUCAUACUUCAUCAAACGAUGCUCAUGAACAGUUACUCAGCCAAGCUCAUACAACCAACAAAACAAGCUAA